Molecule: messenger RNA, 2276 nt
Organism: Mizuhopecten yessoensis (Yesso scallop)
Lineage: Eukaryota; Metazoa; Mollusca; Bivalvia; Pectinida; Pectinidae
Product: histidine N-acetyltransferase-like
Exons: 3
Coding region: 388-1380 (330 amino acids)
Source: RefSeq, a predicted model, not a curated record
UAAUACAACGUGGCCUGUAAACGGAGAUAAGGAGUUUACAACGUGCUUUCCAUUACAUUAUAGUAAUGAUUGGGUUUAUAAUAUGACACUCAUUGACAUCGAUUGCAAUAUUAUAAGAUAAAAUUUACAUAAGUGUAGCAUGUAGUAUCACAUUGAAUCACGAACAAAACGUGACACAACACAACAUGUGACGGAAACCUCUGACUAAGUUACCAUCUCCUUUUCAAUUGGGCCGGUGUAGUCACGUGAUGGCGACCGGCUAUUCGUCCCAGCCGCCACCAAAAAAAUCAUGUCCAAUCUGUUAGUAUAGCCUGCACCACUGGUUUCAUCCGGCCAGUCUUUUACAAACCGAACAGUUCUAUAGCCAGACCUGAACACAUAGUUGCCAUGGCAUUACGUGUGCUAAAUACGAAAUAUUUCCAGUGGUUGUAUGAAUUACAAAAGUCUUGGGUAGUUGGGUUACACUUCCGACAGACGACAGCUGACGACUAUGAUGAGGUGGUAUCUAUACGGAAACAUCUGUAUGGCGGGCUGGAUUACAUACCAAGUGAAUACCACGAUCUACUGAAACACAAUACAGGAAUAGCUGGAUACAUAGGUAAUACAAUGAUAAGCUUCAUGUUCGCUGCGGUCAUUGAUGAUGGGCAAAGUGUGUUGAUGCAAUCUGCGAGAGUACGGGAGGAAUACGUGGGCAGGGGAAUCCUCUCGCAGAAGAAAAAAUACUGCUUCAACAUUCUUGCCAGAAGCGCGGAGAGGAGUGUGUAUUGUACGACGAAUUCGUCUGUCCUGGGUCGCUUACAGAAGAAAGGGGCCCUUGUCGUAUUUCAGCGAAACGUGGCCAUCUUCAAAACUACAAACCAUACCCUCAAACGUACAGCUCUGGCAUCUGAUGUCCAACUCACACCUCUGGAUAUAGUAGAUGCAAAACUCCUGGAAAAAAUCUUCCUCUCUCGUCAUGCAAAACAUAAUCUAUUUCCAGAGAAAAGAAUCGUGGUCAAAUGCGUUCCGUAUCAGUUGGUGGUGUCUAACAUUGAUCGCAUAUUUAACUCGAACGCUAAACUGUUUGCCAGUGUCACGAAAGAUGAAGAUCAAAAGUGUUUCAACGCUCCAUUGUUGAUUUCAGCCACGACCAGCAUGCCGUGUGAAGCAGGGACUGUUAUAUAUCUUGACUUUUACGGCGAAAUUUAUGACAAAGAGCUAGUCACUGCUCAUAUCUCUAAACAGAUGUCUGAGUAUCUCAACACUGGUGAUGAACGUCUUGUCUUGUAUGUCACAUACGGUAAGGAACAUCACAUAGGCACCGUGCAGCGUCUAUUAUCCAUGUACUCGUGGGAACUGACUGAUUCUGAAAUUAACUUCGGGAUUGAGGAGACAAUUUAAGACUGAUUGUCCAAUCAGUUUUCUAUUGUAGACAGGCCUUAAUAAUAGUUUUCCUAUUGCCUGUUCUGAGAAGAGGUAAAAACAGGUAAAACACACAUGCCGGUAAGGAUUUUAAGAGAGCGUCAAAAAGAAUCUUAAUUUAUCAUAUCGAGGGUUCUCCUUCGAAGAACGGUGCAUACAAAUGAUGUGGUUGAUGUGCUCCACUGUCUUACAGAAGAUAUAGCUUGGUUACGGUCGUCGUUCAUGUAGAUAGCUGUUGUAGUGACUAGUUUCCAAUCCGACGGUACUUCUUUUGUUCCCCAUGACUGUUGGAAUAGGUAUGUCAUAUAAGAGGGCGACCUGCGCAAUCGCUUUGAUAUGGUCUAGUCGCUGGAGAAGCGUACAUCAUUUUCUGUGAUAGACCGGAAGUUUCCAAAGCUCGACUUUUCAGCUAGUCCUAAAUCUGCAAUGUUGCUAGUGUAUUCAUCUGUCAUGUUGGUGCAUUAUGACAGAUGUCGUGUUUGCUGUCUAUGACGUCAAAGACAACGGAACAUAUGAAUUCCCAAAGCUGUGUGCAACGUCAUCAGACUUGUUAAACCAAAACUACGUAAUAGUCGAACUAAACGUUGUGGUUUAUUAAGUAGGAUAUAUUACUUUAGAUAUACAAUAUAUUCUACUGGAAACUGUAUAGAGUCACAACGAUUUUUUUCCAUCAAAUGCAAUACAUGCAAGAAUGAAAAAAAGGAGGUGAGGGAAGAAUAUGUAAGAAAUCCUCUCUUAAGCGUAUGUAUAAUAGAGCAACAUUAUGAAAGAUACAUUAUGCAUGUAUACAACCCGUCUUCAUGUGACCCUGGCUGCUACGAGGACGUUAAACCCCAAACAAACAAAAACGGUCGAACAAAUAAACAGGUAUACAA